CGAGCGCCACCAAAGACCCGGCUAUCCACGGUAGAUAGCAACAACAACAUGCGCUAGCUACAGCUGCUUCUUCAACCGGUCUUCUUCAGAAGACCAGCCAACUUCGUUGCAUUUUCCAAUUCGGUUCGGCGCAAUUCGCUGCAGGUUCGGUUUUAUCUCAUAUACGAGUUGCAACGUUCGUUCCUUACGCCGACAUACACGCUAUUCGCUCGCUCGUUCGGUGGUAUAUCGAUGGCUUUGCUUGAAUGCCUGGCUGACUGGUUGACUGGUGUUUCUCGGUUGUUUCGCUGUCGUUUGGCUGACUGGUCGCGCGGUGGUGGUGACUCGUAUGGCGUACAUAGUUUUUAAAUUGUUUGUCGUUGCAGCCAGUUGCUUCAGUUGGUCGUGAGCGGUCGUUUGUUGAUGACGUUAAAUUUAGUGAGAUCACGUUUGUCGAAUAUUUUUGUGUGCGUUCUUCACCAAUUCUAUGCUACGGAAUUAUUCGUCGUCGUAUUUUACGUGCCGAGCGUAGUGGAAAAGCGUGUUUUCCCAUAUAGAUAGUCUCUACAGUGAAUGUGACCAAACACAAACUUACAAAGCUACGAAGCAAUUAUAUCGAGUUUCGAAGGUGUCUGAAUGUGCGCGGCAAAUGUUUUAGCGACGGCAAAAUGUAUUUGCGUCUAAGUGUUCUUUGAAAACAGUUGACAAUUUUCAGAAAUCGAAAAUUGUGGAAAUCAAACUGGCUGAAGGAAAGCUCUUAAGUCUCUAAAAUAAAUGCAAAGUGCGAUAUCGUGUGGAAUUAUGUAAGAAAAAUAUUCGGAAAAGUUCGAAAAUAAGUGUUGAAAAUAUAUUUUGGAAAACAAUAACUCUUUAUAAUACUGUUAUGUUUUCGAAAAUCAUUGUAAAGUAACUAUCAUUACAAAAGAACGUUUUUUAAUGAAAAUCUACAACAAAAAUUGGUGUCAUCAUUACUGAAACCCAAAACCAAUUGGAUAAAAAAGUUCUUAAAUUAAUAUUAAAAAGUAACGGAUUCAAAAGAUUUCCAAAAUCAUUGUUAUAUAUUUCAAACAAUCCAUAUUGUAUUCGAAGCCAACGAUACAUAGUAAACGAAAAACAUACGAUACAUAGUAAAACUGUUGUCUUAAGUUCUUUGAAAAUCGUUCCAAUCUAACCUUUGAACGGAACUUCCUGAAAAAUACAAAAUAAAGUGUGUAGUACAAAAGCAUACAACUACAAAGUGCAAAGUGAAAAUAUUCCGAGUGUUAAAAUCGUGUAUCCUAAGAAAGUAAAACCAGUUCAAAAGCCGAAAGAGUGCAAACACGUAGAAUCUGAAAUAAAAACUGCAUAUAAAGCAAAAUAAUCAAGUCAAAAAUAAUAAUAAAGAAAAUAAAAAUAGAAAGAAAACCCAACAAAAUGUCCAGCAAGAAGGAACUCAACUCCACGCUAAUGGUGGCAUUCACUGUCACCACGCUGCUGGGAUUUAUCAACGCGCAAGCAGUGGGCUCCAAGGAUCUCUUCAGAUGCCGCCAAAGUUGCUAUCAAAAGUUUGUUCAAGAUUGGCAUCACUGCAUGGACUUUGAGGAUUGCAAAAAUAUGUGCAUCACACCACCUAAUAUCAAUAGUUAUAUCCCAGAAGCGUUCAGUUUUCUGUGCUGGAACAAUUGCGAUCAACAACUGGGCCCCUUCCCGCUCAACAUCAAUUCGGCACUGCGCCAGGGCUCGCUGGUGCUGACGAACAUUGCCUGGGAUCAGGCGAUUACGAAUGCAUCGAAGCAGUGUCUGGUCACUUGGGAGGUCUCCGGAGGCGGUCUAAUGGGCAAUCUAUUGACUGAUAGUUCUACUGUUGAAUUAUCCCUGUGGCCAGAUACAGUAUAUCACGUGCAAGUUACGUGCAAGCAUAAGGAGACCGGCGGCAUGCGACGCUCCUACAAACUGAUCGUGGACACGCACAAGCUGAGCGACAGCACCGUCACCGGCAUGCAAGCGAUCACACUGGAGACCGGCAACAUGGCCAGCAAAGAGGGCAUGAUGCCGCAUUUGUAUGGCGCGGACAGCGCGGUUGACAUUGGUGGCAACUCGGGCGAGACAGACUCACGCAUGCGCAUACUGAAGGACAGCUCGAAAGAUUUCCUCAGCCCCUACAAUCCAAACGCCAAUGUCGCAACAGCCAGUAGCAGCACUAGCACUAAAGCGGCCGAGUCUACUACAGCCAACACAAAGUCAGCGAACACACGCCGCACGGAAGAGGAUGCCGCGCGCGCUGCAGAAGAAAAUUCCGUUGUGCGUAACCGACUCGUCGACGAGCGACCGCUGGCUGAAUGGGUAGCAAAAUUCUUGGAGCAGCAUCCCGCAUGCGGCCAAUACGGACCGCUCGUGCUCAUAGUGAUCCUGAUCGUAUUGUAUAUGUAUUUGCGGCCGCGCGUGCGCAAACACCUGGAAGCCGCGACCAGCGCUGUGGACCGCGAGGUGCUCAUACACAAAGAGAUGCUGCCCAGCCAGACACCACAAGCGCUGCGCAUGUCGGCGGCGUUGGCGGCGUCAUCCGACGUGGAAGUGGCGGUGGUGCCCAAGCAGAAAGCGCCUGCGAGCAGCGGACAGAAAACCGCCAGCGCGUCGAAUCCGCAAACAUUGCAUGUGUAAGGUGGAACGAGCGUUCGAGCGGCGAGCGUAUGAGUGUGUGCUGUAAAUAGUAAUUAUUAAUUAGAUAUAUAUCUAUAUGCAUCGUAGCGGUUUUUUGCUAAUUCAUAACUUAUUUAUUAAGCUAAACAAAUUCAAAUAUAUAGAUACUAGAUGUGAUGUGAUCUGACUAAAUGCUAAAGAAUUUUGAUUUCGUUUCGCCUCUGUAUGUAUGUACAUAACAUAGCAUAGUAGUAAGUGCAGUGUUGCUUUUGAGCGCAGCGUUGCAUUUUUAGCCACACAUAUUGAGCUAGUACCAUAUAUAUGUGUGUGUGCAUGAUGUUGUAGUAUGCGUACUUCGUUUUGUUGUAUUAUAUAUGUAUGUAUAAGGCUUUGCUCUCUCACGCGGAGAGCGAAGAACUGGACGCGCGUGUAUAGCAAUAUUAGUCUUUAAGCGUAUAUAUAUUACAUACAUAAACAGCACAGAGAGCGG
This is a messenger RNA of Zeugodacus cucurbitae (melon fly), 3088 nucleotides long. RefSeq lists its product as uncharacterized. The record is from RefSeq and is a predicted model, not a curated record. The coding region runs from base 1393 to 2619 and encodes 408 amino acids. NCBI's taxonomy places the organism in Eukaryota, Metazoa, Arthropoda, Insecta, Diptera, Tephritidae. The transcript is spliced from 5 exons.